Molecule: messenger RNA, 3530 nt
Organism: Bufo bufo (common toad)
Lineage: Eukaryota; Metazoa; Chordata; Amphibia; Anura; Bufonidae
Gene: ANKDD1B
Product: ankyrin repeat and death domain containing 1B
Exons: 15
Coding region: 203-1846 (547 amino acids)
Biological process (GO): signal transduction
Molecular function (GO): protein binding
Source: RefSeq, a predicted model, not a curated record
AGGAGAGACCUGAUCCACAACCCAACCCUCUUACCCAACGUGUUCACAAAGCAGAAACACUUUGGACUGCAGAGUUCAUGCAUGGAGGAGAUCCUACUUAGGCCUCUAAGGACAGACUUUGUGAUCGUUCUUUAAGGGGGUUCAUAUCAGUGCAAGGGUUUGCAAUAGUGCAUUGAAUAAGGUAAACCACUGGAACACAGAAAUGAGGGAAGAGGAAAAUGAGGAGAAGAAAGAAGGUAGGAAAGCAAGGCUGGUUCAACUGGGACGAAAUGGAGCUGAGAAAAUGCUUGGUAACGUCAAUGGACUGGUGCAGACUGUCCGGAACAAACAUGCCCAUCACAGUCCAACAGAGGAUCAUGAGAUAUUGUUAAAAGAUGAGAUGGAGUUUCAUCAAGCUGCAAAGAAAAACGAUGUGGAAACAAUGACCUCACUCAAAUUAAAAAGAGUGAAUAUCAAUGCUAAAAAUGUGCUUGAUCGGACCGCCUUACAUUUUGCGGUGGCAGGAAAAAAUUAUCAAGCCAUAUCUUAUCUUCUCAACCAUAAGGCGCGAGUUGAUAUUGUGGAUAAGUACGGGCUGACUGUCCUCCACCUGGCCGCAUGGUCAGCAGACCUAACAGUUGUGCAGAUGCUGAUCAAAGCAGGAGCAAGUCAGAAAUCCACAAAUCAGGAUGGAAUGAAUGUUCUUCAUUUUGCUGCUCAGAAUGAUAAGAAUGAUAUAGUAGAUUAUCUGCUGAAAGACCUGCAGUUGAAAGACUUAAACAUCACGGAUGAGAAAGGCAGAGAACCGUUUCAUCUAGCGGCUGAGAGUGGACACAUUAAUAUGAUCAAUAAUCUACUUUCUAUGGGAUUAUUCACAUCUAAGGAAGACAAGGAAGGUAACACAGCGCUACAUCUGGCUGCUGCUAAUGGUCAUGAUACAGUUAUGAGGGUUCUGUUGGAGCAUUUUCAAGAAAAGGAUAACCCAAAUAAGAAAGGUGCCACACCAUUUUAUUUGGCUGUAGAAGGAGGAUAUGAAGCUUGUGCUGAUCUAUUAUUGCAAGAUGGAAGCGAUAUCAACACUAUGAACCUGGAAGGAUACACGGCGUUACAUGUAUCCACAGAGAAGGGUUACUUAUCCCUGGUCAACUUCCUCCUUAAAAACAACUUCGAUUUCACACCAAACCCAAAUGAUAAGAAUACCCCCAUCCAUUUAGCCAUUCUUAAUAAUCAUAUGGAUAUAGUUGAUGCUCUGAUGGAAGCUGGCUAUGAGAUUAAUGCAAUCAAUGUGAGGCGGCAGACUCCUUUGCAUUUAGCAUCUGAGCUCAAAAACACUAAUUUGGUGGAAAAACUUCUUAAAAACGGCUGUGACCUUAGGAUUGCAGAUAAGCAAGGUAAGACAGCACUUGAUGCAGCAGCGAGAAGCAAUCACACCCUCAUUGCAGAUAUGAUCAUCAAAGCUGAAAGACAUUACAUGUGGAUUGAGAGUCUUAAAGAAGAUGACCAACAAGAGGAGCCUCUGACAUUUAAACAAGAUCACUCAUCAAAGACCAGUCAGAUCCGCUCUGCUCUCUGGAAUUUAGCGUACCAGCAACUGAAGCCUGAUGAAUGGAAGAAGCUGGCUCAGUUUUGGAAUUUCUCGGAACAGCAGAUUAAAGCCAUUGAGAUGCAGUGGACAGAUAAAUUCAGCUACAAGGAGCAUGGUCACCGCAUGCUACUCAUAUGGCUGCAUGGCAUCUUAUUAAAAAAACUGAAUCCAAUAAAGUCUUUAUAUGAAGAUCUGGUAGUGUUGGGGCAUCACCAAAUGGCAGAAAACUUCAGAGUACAGAGCAGCGAUGGUGUGCAGCCCAAGAAGUGCACAAUUUCCUAACACUGGGUGAAACUGAAAAAACUAUGGAAAAUAAAGACUGCACCAAAGCAAUGACAUCACAUGGUCACCAGACAUUGGUCCUUGCACAAACACUGAUCAGCCAUGAAGUAAAACCACCUGCCAAAUAAUGUAUAGGCCACAAAAAGAAGUCUGAGACCCAUUAAGGCACGGACUCCACAACUAAAGGUGUCCUGUGAUAAGCAACAAGACAGAAGUACAUCCUUAAAGUCUCCUAAACUUUGAGGUGUGAUCUCCAUGGAUCAGACUCAUUUUUCCAGCACAUCCCACAGAAGAUCAAUCGGAAUGAGAUAUGGAGAUUUUGCAACACCUUGAACUCUUUGCCAUGUUCUCCCAAAACCAUUCCUGAACAGUUUUUGCAGUGUGGCAGAACACAAUAUCCUGCUGGGUGAGGACUUCCACUGGGUGAGGACUUCCAUUAAGGAUUACCACUGCCAUGAAGGAUGGCACUUUGUCUGUAACAUUCUUUAGGAUGAUGACACGUGUCACAUACACAAGACCCAUCAGAAAAUUCCCCAGAGCAUCACCCCCCCCCCCCCCCCACCAGUAAGCCUCUUUCCCAUAGUGCAUCCUUGUGCUAUCUUUUUCCAGGUAAGCGACACACAUGCACCUGGCCGUCCACAUGAUGUAAAAAAUAUAUUUCAUCGGAGUAGCACGCAUUCUUUCAUUGCUCCAUGUUUAAGUUCUGAUUAUCACAGGCCCCUUGUAGAUGUUUUCAGAUGGUGUGCAACUGUGCACCAAACUGCAAUGCACUGUUUGUACUUACAUCUAGUCUAUGAUUGCCACCAUUAAGGUGAUCCUACGGUCCAAAAAAAUAUAUAUUCACAUUAACUAGGGAACGAACAUAAUUCUCACACAGUGCCCUCCUUCUCAUCUGCCAAAUUCUGGGCUCCUCUCCUGCCAUCCAAGAUGUCCACAAAGCUUCUCAUACUACCUGAUGCACACUGUGCAUUUGGUAGUCAAAGAUACUUCCUGCUUGGCCAGCACAGAUCACGUGCUCUUUUAUGGCAAGCAUUCACUCCUUACAUGUCACAGGCGUCCAUGACUGGUAGUCCUUCUUUGAAUCACUUUUGGUAGGUACUCACCACUGCAUUCCAGGAAUACCCCAUUACCCCUGCCAUUUUGGAGGUGCUCUGCACCAGUUAUCCAACAUCUGCUGAGAUCUUACGGUUGCGCAAUUUUACUGCUUCCAACACAUCAACUUCAAGAACUGACCGCACUCGCUGCCUACUAUAUCUCACCCUUUGAUAGGUGCCAUGGUUCCAGGAAUGUUACUCUCUUCAUCUGUUAUGGCUGAUCAGUGUACACAUGAUGAGUACAAGAACAUGAACACACAUCAGACCUCACAUCUUAUUAAUGUCUCACACAUUCCCUAUGUCUAUGAUCCUGCCCCCUGUAGUGCGCUUGUAUAUGUGCGAAGCCAUAUGCCUUAUCUGGAUAAUGAAUAAAUUACAUUGGCUUAAAACUUGUAUUAAAGGGCAUCUGUCAGCAGAUUUGGGUCUAUGAAACUGGCUGACCUGUUACAUGUCCCUAACGUGAGGAAAUUUGGCUUCUACCUCACAGGGCUUUUUUGCCUUCCUCUGGAUCAACAGGCUGAACUGGAUGGACAGAUGUCUUUUUUCAGCCUUAUAAACUAUGUUACAUGUGCAUUUGGCAGGUGAAGACA